Sphenostylis stenocarpa is the source of this 2832-nucleotide messenger RNA. The record is from the annotation of a GenBank genome assembly. NCBI's taxonomy places the organism in Eukaryota, Viridiplantae, Streptophyta, Magnoliopsida, Fabales, Fabaceae.
AUGGAAACAGCGCUCACUUGCUUCUUCUGUGGCAGAGUCCCACACAGACCCAAAUUCGCCUCUGCUGCGACUGCAAGUGAGCACUUCCCUUCUAACAAUGCCUCCCCACACCUCCGUUUUUCCUUCCCCCCUUCGUUUCGACCAUUUCGCCUCAUUCCAAACGCCGCUAACACCACCGAACCUAAGGUCUCCACCAACGCCAAAAGUAGAAGAAGGAGAAGAAGAAGUUCUGAGACUAUGGGGGUGGUUGUGGAGGAGGCUGUUGGUGUCCAUCAGAACGGAGACCCAAUUGGGAAGAAGGAUCUCGGCAAGAGUGUCAUGAGGUGGAUUCGUGACAGCAUGAGGGCCAUGGCGUCCGAUUUAGCUGCCGCCGAGAUGCAGGGAGAGAUGGACUUGUGGGAGCGCAUGGGACCCGGUCUCACCUUUAUUAUGCAGGCGCAGCCCUAUCUGAAUGCGGUUCCUAUGCCCAUUGGCCUUGAAGGUGUUUGCUUGAAGGCCUGCACGCACUACUCCACUCUUUUCGACCAUUUUCAGAGGGAGCUUCGCGCUGUUCUCCAAGACAUGCAGAACGACAAGUACAUUCAGGACUGGAGGGACACCAAGUCUUGGAAACUGCUUAAGCAGCUCGCCAAUUCAGCUCAGCACAGAGCAGUUGUGAGAAAAAUAACACAACCCAAGAGUGUCCAAGGCGUUUUAGGAAUGGACUUGGGAAAGGUCAAAGCAAUGCAGCACAGGAUUGAUGAAUUCACCAAUCACAUGUCAGAACUACUCCGUAUUGAAAGGGAUGCUGAAUUGGAGUUUACACAGGAGGAAUUGGAUGCGGUUCCUAAACCAGAUGAUACUUCUGAUUCUGCAAAACCUAUUGAUUUCUUGGUUAGUCAUGGCCAGCCUCAACAAGAACUUUGCGACACCAUUUGUAAUUUAAAUGCCAUCAGUACCUCUACAGGGCUGGGGGGAAUGCAUUUGGUAUUAUUCAAGGUUGAAGGGAACCACCGGUUACCACCUACUGCUCUUUCACCUGGAGACAUGGUUUGUGUGAGAACGUAUGACAGCAGGGGUGCAAUUACAACUUCUUGCAUACAAGGAUUUGUAAACAGUUUUGGAGAUGAUGGCUACAGUAUUACAAUUGCUUUAGAGUCACGUCAUGGUGAUCCUACAUUCUCUAAACUAUUUGGGAAGAACGUGCGCAUUGAUCGUAUUCAAGGACUGGCUGAUACACUUACCUAUGAGCGCAACUGUGAAGCUUUAAUGCUGCUUCAGAAAAAUGGUUUACGUAAGAAGAAUCCUUCAAUUUCUGUUGUUGCUACACUGUUUGGAGAUGGGGAAGAUGUUGCAUGGCUAGAGAAGAAUCAUUUGGCUGAUUGGGCAGAAGAAAAAACAGAUCGAAUUUUAGGAAAUGAAACCUUUGAUGAUUCUCAGUUGAGAGCAAUUGCACUGGGUUUGAAUAAAAAGAGGCCUGUAUUGGUUAUCCAAGGCCCUCCUGGUACAGGCAAGACUGGUUUGCUCAAGCAACUUAUAGCUUCUGCUGUUCAGCAAGGUGAAAGGGUUCUUGUUACUGCACCUACCAAUGCAGCUGUAGAUAACAUGGUUGAAAAGCUUUCAAAUGUUGGGUUAAAUAUUGUGCGGGUUGGAAAUCCAGCUCGUAUAUCAAAAACAGUGGGAUCAAAGUCUUUGGAAGAAAUUGUAAAUGCUAAGCUUGCACGUUUUCGAGAAGAGUAUGAGAGGAAGAAGUCGGAUCUAAGAAAAGAUCUAAGACAUUGUUUAAGAGAUGAUUCACUAGCUGCAGGCAUACGCCAACUUCUGAAACAAUUGGGAAGGUCCCUAAAGAAAAAGGAAAAACAGACAGUAAAUGAAGUUCUAUCUAGUGCUCAGGUUGUGCUUGCCACUAAUACUGGAGCAGCUGACCCUUUGAUUCGAAGGCUGGAUACUUUUGACUUGGUUGUCAUAGAUGAAGCUGGACAGGCAAUUGAACCCUCUUGUUGGAUUCCUAUAUUGCAAGGAAAGCGGUGUAUUCUUGCUGGCGAUCAAUCCCAACUUGCUCCUGUCAUAUUAUCUAGAAAGGCCUUGGAAGGUGGUCUAGGAAUAUCUCUAUUGGAAAAAGCUGCAACUUUGCAUGAAGGGAUUCUCACCACUAGGUUAACAACACAAUACCGUAUGAAUGAUGCUAUUUCUAGUUGGGCUUCAAAGGAGAUGUACGGAGGAUUGUUGACGUCCUCUGAGACUGUAUUUUCUCAUCUUCUUGUAGACUCUCCUUUUGUUAAGCCUACUUGGAUAACACAGUGCCCACUACUAUUGUUAGAUACUAGAAUGCCAUAUGGAAGUCUGUCAGUUGGUUGCGAAGAGCAUCUAGACCCAGCUGGAACAGGCUCACUUUAUAAUGAAGGAGAAGCUGAGAUAGUUUUGCAGCAUGUCUUUUCCUUAAUUUAUGCUGGUGUUAGCCCAGCUGCUAUUGCAGUGCAAUCCCCCUAUGUUGCUCAAGUACAACUUUUGAGGGACAAGCUUGAUGAAUUUCCUGAAGCUGCAGGUACAGAGGUUGCAACCAUUGACAGUUUUCAGGGUCGUGAAGCUGAUGCAGUAAUUUUAUCUAUGGUACGGUCAAACACAUUGGGAGCUGUUGGAUUCCUCGGGGAUAGCAGAAGAAUCAAUGUUGCCAUCACAAGAGCACGCAAACAUUUAGCUUUGGUCUGUGACAGCUCGACUAUAUGCCACAAUACCUUCUUGUCAAGACUUCUUCGUCAUAUUAGACACUUUGGUAGGGUGAAACAUGCAGAACCAGGUAGUUUUGGAGGAUUCGGACUUGGGAUGAAUCCGAUAUUACCUUCCAUUAAUUAG